AUGGAAAAGGCCAAGGCUUAUAUUAAAAAUGAGCUUAAAAGUAGCCAACAGCAACAGCAGCAGCAACAAGCGGAGCAAUCUAGGCCUCCAUCGCAGCAGCAACAUUAUGCUGCCGCUGUGGCCGCCCAUCACCAUCAUCAGCUGCAACAACAACACCUCCAACAUCAGCAGCUUCAGCAACAACAACAACAUCAUCUCUAUCGCUCCGCCGAGGCAAUGCCUUUGUGCUAUGUUUGCGGUGGCCAAGGGGCCUAUCAAAUGUUGCGUAUAAAACCCAAUUACGAACGCCCUCAAGAAUCCUAUUUCCCAUUUUUGGAACGUCAUGAACCUCCAACCGGAGUACCCCAAGUCUCUGGGCAACAAGCCUAUGUUAUGGCCUGUCAUCUCUGCUAUCUAUCGCUUAAUGAACAAUGGAAUGCCUAUGAAAGGGAAAAGAAGCCACACAUACAGCGAAUCUAUCACAUGAAAAGGGUAGAUAAUAAACCCUAUAUAGGGGCUGAUAUUGCCACACAGGGUGAAUAUGCUGCCCAAAUGUUGGGUCUGAGUGCCGAGCAUUUAGCCCAAUCUAGCCUAGCUAAUGACAAUGUGCAACAGCAAUUACAACAACAACAGCAGCAGCAACAACAACAUCGUCAGCAACAUGCCGCCUCACCACAAAUGCCUUAUGGCUAUAGUCGGAACAGCAACAACAACACACCACAUUAUCGCAAUGAAUCAGCUUAUAAUGCUACAACGAAUCCCAAUACCAACUCACUACACCCACAACAAAUGGCCGGUGGACAAGGAGGAGGUUCUUUAUCUCGGAACUCUUCACCCUCCCCAGCACCCAACACCGCUCAAGAUUAUUAUACCCGAAACUCGCCACUCUCUCUUUCGCGUAAUCCCAAUGAAAGAUCACAAUCCUUGAGUAGGCCACAAUCACGUGAGGGUGGUGGUAAUUUACAGUUACCAUCCCCCUCUUCACGGCCCUCCAGUGUACAAGGUAAUGCCUUUGAAAGCUUGAGCAUUAAACCCUCAUCAUUUGCCCAUCACAAAUUGAAAUUGGGUCAGCUAUCCUAUUCCAAUUCGGUGUUGCACAAUGCCUAUGGUCAGGGUGUUACACCACCAUCCCACUACAACAGUGCUCCACAUUUGAAUAUGGACCCAAAUGCACCGCACAAUUAUCAAAUAAAACCCACACCACCACCAAGGGAUAUGUCACCCUCAGAUCCCAAUGCCGGGCGUACCACAACACCUCAACAUUGUCCCCCCAGCCCCUAUAGUGUUGACUACAGUUCAUCGCUGCAACGGGAACGAGAAACAGAAGAUGUCUUGGAUUUGCGUAACACCCGGCCAUCUUCAAUACCACCAAAUCCAACGGGUGCGGGAGCCACACAUAAUACCAUAUCCUCAGCCCCCUCAACACCAACGGCAAUGCCAAAUAAUAAUAAUAGCAAUACCACCCCAGUUCCACCGGUGGUUGAUGUGGGCAUUCUGGAUUUAUCAAUGCCCGAUAAAAAUUCCACCACCGAGGUGUGUUAUGCCUGUGGAGAGGAACAGCGUCGUGGUAGUCUAAUUGAAAUUAGCACUCUCAAAUCCAAAGAUGAUAAAGUGGAUCGUCCAUAUUUUCCCAUCUUUUAUGAUAUGCAUCCACGACCGGCCAGAUCGCGUCCCAUGGAUCCACGUGGCAUGAUCCAGGCAUGUCAUUUGUGUUAUGAACAUUUAAUGAAGCAGUGGCAUCAUUAUAAGACUAAUCAAAUACCCGAAAGUGAACGCAACUAUUAUCUAAGGAAAAAACCUGCCUCCGUUGUGGAACGUGCAAAAUUUGUGUGUUAUACCUGCGGCACUGAUGCCCCCUCCUCACAAUUAAGACUGGUCUAUUGUUGUCCAAAUGCCGAACGUGAACCCUACUAUCCAUUCAUAAAACAAAUGACAGCUUAUAAGAAUGCUAGUCCCAUUAGCCCGCAAGGCAUGGUGCAAAUUUGUUCCACAUGCUAUGAAAAACACUCUAGUCGCGCCGAAGGUGUACAACAGUCAUCAAUUGGUGUUUCAUCAGCUGUAGAAAAGACAUGUGAAAGUUAUUCAAAUCACUCAUCCAGCCAACAGCCAAGGGAUUUGAAAAAUUUGCGUAACAAUGAUUCACGGCCAACAACGCCAAAUACCCAGCAACAGCAACAACAAUCACAACAAUAUCAAUCAUCGGUGACAGCCUCACCUGGCCAGCCGCAACAACAACAGCAACAACUGGAAAACGGUCAUGGCCAAUAUCCCUGUUACAUUUGCAAAACCCUUUGCCCCUCCAACAAAAUGGAAUGGUUGUCCACCAGUGCUGAGCACAUGAAUUCGCAUGCAAUGCAUUUUCCCUGUCUUAAAGGCAACCAAACGGCCAGCAAUUCCAAUUCCAACUCCAGCAGUGGGCGGGAUAGUAAUUUGAAUGCCAACAGCAGCGGGUCUGCUUUAAAUAAUGACCCAAAUGGUAAUCGGGUAUUGGCCUGUAAGGAUUGUGUCAAUAAUUUGGCACGCCAGUGGGAGUCAAUGGAUGCCGAAAGGGUGCCAUUGGAGCGCAGGAGAUAUGUCAUUCCAUCUCCGGUCAUAAAUGCCACCUCACCAAAUGGUUCCCGCCAUGGUGGGGCCGGUGGUGGCGUUUUAAGUAUUAAUACCCCGCCCUCAACACCCUCAAUGUCCUCGACCCCAGCCACCACAUCCAUUUAUUGUUUUUUGUGUGGCCUACAUUCGGAUUUGACAUUGGCCCGGGUUUUAUAUGCCAGCAAGGAGGGUUCCCGACCAUAUUUCCCAUUUCUGCUGAAACACAAUUCCCUACCGAAUGCUGAACAAUUGCGUCCCGACUAUUCAGCCUAUGUGUGCACAUUUUGUUAUCAUUCGCUAUUGAAACAAUGGAGAAAAUAUGAAUCCCAAAAUCCCUCUAUAAAUCCCGUCGAUCGUGAAUAUAAUUGGCAUGAUUAUAUUUGUCAUUUGUGUAAUAUAACCACAUAUCGGAAAAGGGUGCGAGCAUUACCCGUCAAUGAAUUUCCAUUUGUGCGGAAUCGUAAAAGUGAAGAUGGCCUGCUGCUGGAGAAUGGUGAAUACGCCGUGGUGUGUUUGGAUUGUUAUGAGAGCUUGAGGCAACAAGCCUCUCAGCAUGAUCGUUUUGGUGUGCCGAUAUCAAAACGCGCUUACAAUUGGGUACCCCAGCCACCACCACCGGAGGACAGUCCCGAUGCGGCUGUGGCCCGUUUACCAUGCGGUGAACGUUCGGAUAGAGUUCCAAUUAACAAUGCCCUGAGACCAGUUGCCUCCAACAAAAAGAGCAGUUCACCCAAACUAUAUGACAAGUCUUCUAGAGAAGGUAAGUGCCCCAAACAUCCACAACAACAACAACAACUGCUGCAGAACUACUACCGACAAGAGGAGCUGCAGCAGCAUGGCCAUUGUUGUUAUUUCUAUCGCAUUACAGUUAUAUUAUCCUUCUUAUUGCCACACUUUUGGCGCACACGCACGCACACACAGAGACUACUCUCGUCACCAUCCAGCGAACGAGUGUUCAAUAUGUCCAAUAAUGACAAGAAUCAGGCAGGAGGAGGAGGAGGUGUACAGUAA
Molecule: messenger RNA, 3576 nt
Organism: Musca vetustissima
Lineage: Eukaryota; Metazoa; Arthropoda; Insecta; Diptera; Muscidae
Exons: 13
Coding region: 1-3576 (1191 amino acids)
Source: RefSeq, a predicted model, not a curated record